CGCAGGGUCACAGUUGGGUGCAGCUCCACCAGAGAAGGAAGCGGAGUUUCCGGCUGUUUGCAGCGUAGAGGAAGGAUUGCUGACGCCGUGAAUCCCCGAUACAAACUCCGCCGGUUCGGGGGCUACGAAUUUAUUCUUUCUGGUUUUUGUGGUACCUUUCUUUUUAUUUCACGUCCCAAGUGGUUUAUACUCUCUCUCUGGCGCCGAGGGGGGUCCGGCAGCACAGCGAGCUAAGAAGCUGUAAAGGGCGCGGGGGUGAGCCACCAGCUACCGGCAUGGCCAGGGACUACGAUUACCUCUUCAAGCUGCUCAUCAUUGGUGACAGCGGAGUGGGGAAGAGCAGUCUCCUCCUGCGAUUUGCAGAUAACACAUUUUCAGGUAGCUAUAUCACCACAAUUGGUGUGGACUUCAAGAUCCGAACUGUGGAGAUCAACGGUGAGAAGGUGAAACUGCAAAUCUGGGACACAGCAGGACAGGAGCGCUUUCGCACCAUCACCUCCACGUAUUAUAGGGGAACACAUGGAGUCAUAGUGGUUUACGAUGUCACGAGUGCCGAGUCCUUUGUCAAUGUCAAACGAUGGUUACAUGAAAUUAACCAGAAUUGUGAUGACGUGUGUCGAAUAUUAGUGGGAAAUAAGAACGACGACCCCAACUCUAAGGUGGUGGAGACGACUGAUGCACAGAAGUUUGCUGAGCAGAUGGGAAUUAAUCUGUUUGAGACGAGUGCAAAAGAGAACAUCAACGUUGAAGAGAUGUUUAACUGCAUCACAGAGCUGGUGCUAAGAGCCAAAAAGGAGGUGUUAGCAAAGCAGCAGCAGCAGCAACAGAACGACGUGGUCAAACUCACCAGGAACAGUAAACGGAAGAAAAAAUGCUGCUAACAAACCUGCCAAGAAAAGGCCACACAUGCACACAAACACAUGCGUACACAGACACAGUGGGACUCAGAGCAUCUAAAUUAAAGAGCAGAAAAAGAUUUAUUACAUAUACAUUAAAAGAUUUAAACGAAUAAAUGGAAAAUUGUCCCCUUUGGACAGACUAAUCAUGGAGACUUUUAAAAUAAAUGUACAGAUUUUAUCAAACAUCAGAAUAAGUUUUAUUUGGAAUUCAGCAGAAGGGCGCUAUUGACCUGAAGGUUCUCCCCUCCGAGGAUCUGCGAGCUGACAACUGACUGCCAUAUUUCCCAGAUUUAUAUCCAAAUAAAUCCCAUCUAUGCUCUUUCUGCAGUAUCUCCUCUCUCCUUCUCAUUCCACUGCACAUGGGACAUUUAGAGUCAGGUCGGACUCUGCGCCUAAAGAGAAGGAGGAGGAGGAGGGCUUCCCCUUUUUGGAUGUCCCUUUUCUUUGCUACUUUUAUUAAUUUGUGGGAGGCGGGGGGCAUGAUGAGUGGAAGGCAGGGGCUGUCUGAUUGGUCCGGAGAUUAUCUUUUUCAGCAGCGGUUUGAGUCAAAGCCAGGGGUGUUGCCACUUGUUUUUACAGUUUCAGACACGGGUCAUUUCACAACUCCCGCCAACUGAUCAUCCAGAAUCAUGAACUGCAAGAUUUUUUUUGUUUGUUUGUUUUCUUGUUUUUCUUUGACGUGAUGGGAAAAAUAAAUCAAAGAAGAAAGACAAUGAUUUAUAGUCGACUUUUAGCAAGCAAAUUCUAUGGACAUAAACUGGUGACUUGUCAUGUUUGAUUUUGUUUUGUGGAUGUUUUGCCAAGCUUCCCAACAUGUCCCCUCUAACCUCUAGUAGUGCUGAGCCAACAUUAACUGACUUAUCUCUUCUCAUUUAGUUGUCUUGUUAAAGUGCAUCAAAACAUUCAUCACUGUAGUCUUACUUUUAAAAUUUUAAAAUCUUCUCCACAUUUAUUUCAACAAAUGAAACUGCCAAUAAUGUAGAUUAAAAUAAGGGUUGUGGUGAUUCAGGGACCCAGUUGAGUCCUCAGGAAUCGCUCAGGACUAAGUCGCCUCCCUCUCGUUCUAUAGUUCUGUAUAUUUUAUACCUACAUCUCAUCACCUGUCAGCAACAAACUCACGUCCAGUGUUUGACCGUUAAUGGACUGCUGGGAAGGUAAUGAUCUGAAAAUAAUGCCACAGCUCUUUCACAUUGGCCACAGUUUCCGUUUCCCAAAGCAUAAUUUCAAACAGCUCAUCCAGUUGAAAUAAAAUAAACUGAAUUGUCACUAAUACAUGUCAGGUAGAACUAUGAAUGAACUGAAUGUUUAUAUUGGCAUUGGAGGGAUUUAAGAGGAAACUGGUAGUACAAGCAAAAGCAGGCAGGCAGAUUGACGCCUACCCUUAAUGUCACUAGACUAAAGAACAUUUGGUUUACUUCACUGGUGUAAACCCUUAACUGUGUUUAGGAACAGAAAGUGUCAUUAGGCUGAAUGUCAUAUAAAAGUCAGAGAUACUUUCAGGCAGUGGUUCUUAACCUGGGUUCAGUCAAACCCCAAGGGUUUGAUGAGUCAGUCUCAGGGGUUCGGCGGAGGACAAGACACACACCCGACUCAUUUGAUUCGUGAUGACGAAUCAUUGUUAUUGCUUGGCCGUCAUUAGGUGAGUGUGCAUAUGAAACCGGUGAGGUUCAAUACCUCAAACAAGGUCAAGAACCACUGCUUUAAGGAUAUGAGUCUUCCCACGAGAGGCUACUUCUCAUCUCAUUGUAACAUCAGUUAACAUUUUCCUGAUAGAACUGUGGUCCAGUCUCAAAGUCAUAUCUGAUAUCACGUUUAAUAGAAGACGACCUGGAACUAUUGACUGACGCCCUACAAUCAUAGGAAUGGUUAACUGAUGGGAGUGAAGUGAGAUCUGAUUUUGCUGAAGGCUUUGGCUUGAUCUGUCCAGUUUUUAUAUACAGUCCAGUGCAAACUAGGGAUGGCUUGGUCCCGUACUCAGGGUCGGUAUUAGUCCAAUAUUGGUCAAAAUUUCAGGAUCAAAUAUCGAAAAACAACUAUAGCCCAUCCGAUACUAUACCGAAGUCCAAAUGCUCAACUUCACUGUGCAACAUGACGUAAGGUUUUAAAUGGAACUCGAGCCCAAUCAGGAUCACAUUCACGAUGGACACCUACAACCAACCCAAACAGUUGGGGUCUCAGUGUUUACAUGGAAAUUUGGUGUGAUGUUUUUGAAAAAGGAAUAACAAACUUCACAUGCAUGUACAUUUCCUUGUUGUUCUUUGUGUUAGGGACUAAUGUCAAGUUUCUCUAUAUUUCAUUCAACUGUUGGCAUUUCUCUGUCAUCACUUCCUCCUCAUUUAACUGAGAACUUAACUGAAGUUUUACCUGAGAGUGUUUCCUGAUGAGUGUGUGACAAUGGGAAUGCUACUGAGAACAAACAGCAAUGAAAUACUUCAUCUCUGGAUUUCUGUGUAUUCAUGCCACAACUCUCGUCCGUUUGCGUCGUGUUCACCAUCGGAGGUUUUACGCAAAUGUCUCAGAAUUAUAUUAUUUAAUUUUUUUGGUUUUGGAGAAAGAGCGAUAAGAG
Molecule: messenger RNA, 3465 nt
Organism: Cynoglossus semilaevis (tongue sole)
Lineage: Eukaryota; Metazoa; Chordata; Actinopteri; Pleuronectiformes; Cynoglossidae
Gene: rab35b
Product: RAB35, member RAS oncogene family b
Exons: 6
Coding region: 276-881 (201 amino acids)
Molecular function (GO): GTPase activity; GTP binding
Source: RefSeq, a predicted model, not a curated record